This is a messenger RNA of Cynara cardunculus var. scolymus (artichoke), 1699 nucleotides long. Its product is annotated as rust resistance kinase Lr10-like. NCBI's taxonomy places the organism in Eukaryota, Viridiplantae, Streptophyta, Magnoliopsida, Asterales, Asteraceae. Bases 78 to 1541 code for a protein of 487 amino acids. Gene Ontology annotation, molecular function: ATP binding; protein kinase activity. Gene Ontology annotation, biological process: protein phosphorylation. The transcript has 3 exons. The record is from RefSeq and is a predicted model, not a curated record.
GGAACUUAACGCUUGACCCUAACCGGUUUUUAAUUGACAACGAUACGACUACGAAACUCGUAUUCAUUUCGAAUUGCAUGAAUAACGCGAGUGCGAGUCUAGAGAGGUAUAGGAUCCAGUCAUGUCAGACAAGUGUGGAGCUGGUCAUGCUAGCGAACGAUACGAAUUUGAGAACCGCAACGGAGACUUGCGGCAACGGYAGUGGGAUUGUGAUGACGCCGGUGGAAUUGACUGGCAAAGAAGGGAGGAUUGACGCUACGAAUUAUGCAGAGGUGCUGGAAAGGGGGUUCGUGAUGAGGUGGCGUGCGCCGGACUGUGGUAUCUGUCGGGAUAGUGGUGGGAGGUGUGGGUUCGAUACGCCGACGUUCCAAUUUCGUUGUUUUUGCCCCGAUAGACCCCAUAGGACGCGUUGCACACCUGGAAAACGAAGAAACACUGUGAUGAAAUAUGCACUAGCAGCUCUUGGCAUUGGGACCGUAAUUAUCUUGAUCUUCCUGAUCUUUUGCUUCAGAUUCAAGAUCUUCUCUAGAUAUCACACAAAAGUUCAUACCAAUCUGGAAAUCUUCAUAGAGAAUCAUGAAGCUCUUGCUCCAAAAAGGUACUCUUAUUCAGAUUUGAAAAGAAUGACUGAAUCCUUCAAAGUCAAAAUAGGCCAAGGAGGUUAUGGUUCUGUGUACCAAGGAGCGUUACACAACGGUAACUUAGUUGCGGUCAAAAUUCURAACGAAUUAAAAGGAAAUGGAGAAGAUUUAGUUAAUGAACUCGCGAGCAUUAGCAAGACUUCUCAUGUUAACAUAGUAAGUCUUUUGGGAUUCUGUUUUGAGGGCCGUCACCGAGCUUUGAUCUAUGAGUACAUGCCUAACGGAUCCCUAGAGAAAUUUGUUUAUAAUCGAGGUUCAGCAAUAGGUAGCCAACUAGAAUGGGAGAAACUAUACGAAAUUGUAGUUGGCAUUGGUCGAGGCUUAGAGUACUUGCAUCGCGGUUGUAACACACAAAUUCUACAUUUUGACAUAAAACCCCAUAAUAUUCUCUUAGAUAAAGAUUUAUGUCCUAAGAUAUCUGAUUUUGGGCUCGCUAAGCUAUGUCCUGAAAAAAGAAGUGUCAUUUCUAUGUCGGGUAUGAGAGGGACUCCGGGGUAUAUUGCACCGGAAGUAUUUUCUAGAAACUUUGGAGGGGUUUCUCACAAGUCGGAUGUGUACAGUUACGGGAUGAUGGUAUUAGAAAUGGUGGGAGGGCGAAGGGAUGUUGUGGUUGAAGUUAAUGACACUAGCAACAUGUUCUUCUCCCAUUGGGUAUAUAAACAACUUGUGUCGAACAAAAAUCUUGGAUUGAGCGGGAUUUUGAAUGAGGAGGAUAAAGAACGAGUGACGAAGAUGGUUUUUGUAGGCUUAUGGUGCAUACAAGUUGAUCCUUCAAGUAGACCAUCAAUGAGUAAGGUGUUGGAUAUGUUAGAAGGAGAUUUAGAGUCCAUACAGAUUCCUCCUAAACCUUUCUUGUUUUCCCCUCCAAAAUCACCAGAUCCCACCAUUGAAUCGCUAUGAUUCAUGGUUAAACUUGAAAUUGAAAAAUGUAAUCGGUUGUUCAGUAAACAUGUAACACAUUCAUAUCCAAAUUUGGUAAUUAUAUGGGAGUUUGAGGGGUUCCGUUGCAAAUUGGUUUUGGAAUUGGUAUGUAAUAAAAAAUAAAUGAACAAAACAUC